Molecule: messenger RNA, 1110 nt
Organism: Nerophis lumbriciformis (worm pipefish)
Lineage: Eukaryota; Metazoa; Chordata; Actinopteri; Syngnathiformes; Syngnathidae
Source: RefSeq, a predicted model, not a curated record
AUGGAGUGUGAUAUUCUGGACUCUUUGGAGCAACUUGGCUAUGACGGUCCUCUGACCGAGGAGGGGGCGUUGCUCGAAGCCGCGCGGGGUGGCCUGUCGUCGGUGCAGUAUGUGGGCUUGUGCCGGUGGUUGGUGUCCCGUUUAAAGCCGCUGUGUGACCUGGAGGAGAAUAUCACUACCGGUUCUGAUGACUUGGAAAGCUUGGAGGUGGACAUGAGGGGCUUGCUGAAGGAGCUUUGCUGCCCUUAUGACGCGUCUGCAAUACGGAACGGAAACGCUAAAGACUACCUCAAAUUUAUCUUGUUUUUAAGCUCUGAGCUUCAGGCGGCACAGAUUAUCAUUAGCGGACGACAUGACAUUCGGGGACAGAAUGGGUGUCCGGCAUCUCGGGAUCUGCGGGAAAUCUGCCAGACCUUGAGCAUGUCAAACUGUAAGGGACAGGAUGCAGUGGAUGUCCUCUCUCUCAUUCAAAACAAGGUGUACACGCUUGUUGAAAAGUGCCCUGAUGUUACAGAAGGAAAACCUGCUAUGAAGAAAGCUCUCAGCAGUGAACAGUGGGAGACGUUACGCAGCGUUAACGCCACCAUGUCUGCAGAGUACGAGUGUCGUCGCAGGAUGCUCAUCAAGCGUCUGGAUGUCACCGUUCAGUCUUUCGGGUGGUCUGACAGGGCCAAGGCGAAGGUGGAUAGCAUGGCUCGGGCCUACCAGCCUAAGCGACAUGUGUUGAGGGCCGAGACCACAGUUGACGCCGCUGCUCUGCUGGCCGCCAGAGAGGACAUCUUUAACGUGGUUAAGACCAGCAGCGGCGCCAGCAGGGUGAACACCGCAUGCGCCGUCAACAAGGUCCAAAUGGGAAGAGUUCCUGACCGAGGCGGGCGCCCCUCAGAGAUAGAAGCACCGCCCCCUGAGAUGCCCCCCUGGCAAAAAAGGCAAGAUGGCGGCAGCAACUGGGGAGGUCAUGGGCAAGGAAGAGGUGGAUGGCAAGAGAGUCGGGGUGACAGAUGGGUGGGCGGAGGAGGCGGCGGUGGAUGGUGGGGAGGGGGAGGAGGAGGAGAUUGGCAUGGUGGGACACGCAACCAUGGUGGCAAGCGAGGACGGUACCAGUAUUGA